AUGUUACCUCUUAUUACGCUUGAAGAGCAUUUCAUAUCUACGAAAGUUCGUUCUGGGAAGGAUGACCACUAUAACGACUUUCCUCCUUCCUUCACUUUGAAGUUCGAGAGUCUUGGGGACGAGCGAAUACAGGACAUGAACAAUGGAUCUGUGUCCCUCCAAGUACUCUCUCAUGCACCUCUGGACGCAUCUCCAUCAGCAUGUUCAGAUAUAAACAAUGAACUGGCUCUAGCAAUUUCCAAAAACCCGGACCGCUUCGCCGGCUUUGCUACGUUGCCUAUGGAAGAUUCGAAGGCAGCUGCAGAGGAGCUUUCUCGUUGUGUAACAAAGCUCGGUUUCCUCGGUGCCCUCAUCAACAAUCAUCUCAACGGACAAUUCUAUGACGAUGGACGAUUCUGGCCGGUUUUCGAGAAAGCUCAGGAGUUGGAUGUGCCAAUAUACAUCCAUCCCACGUACCCAUCCGAGUCGAUGCUGGAACCUUACAAGGGAAACUAUGAUGACCGGAUUGCAAGUCAAUUGAGUGCAUAUGGUUGGGGCUGGCAUUCUGAUACCGGGCUUCACAUCCUACGACUUUUUGCCAGUGGAUUUUUUGACCGGUUUCCGGAAAUCAAGAUCAUCAUCGGUCAUAUGGGUGAACUGUUGCCCUUUCAACUGGAUCGAAUAGCUGGAAUCUCUCAGGUGUGGGGGGAAAAGAAGCGGGAUCUGAUGGAGGUAUGGAAAUGCAAUAUCUGGAUCACAACGAGUGGGAUGUUCUCGCUGGCCCCACUAGCUUGCUUGCUCCAGACAACGACUAUAGAUCAUGUGAUGUAUAGCGUCGAUUAUCCGUUUUCGUCAAAUGAGAAGGGGAAGAGCUUUAUCGAGGAGAUCCAAAAGAGUGGGAUCAUGAGCGCGGAAGACUUGGAGAAGUUCGCGUAUCGAAAUGCGGAGAUUUUGUUGAGAGUCAAGGCGAAGACCUCGAAGUAG
Lachnellula hyalina is the source of this 963-nucleotide messenger RNA. It is a transcript of the gene orsB, whose product is annotated as Decarboxylase. Gene Ontology annotation, biological process: secondary metabolic process. The transcript has a single exon. Lineage: Eukaryota; Fungi; Ascomycota; Leotiomycetes; Helotiales; Lachnaceae. Gene Ontology annotation, cellular component: cytoplasm; cytosol. Bases 1 to 963 code for a protein of 320 amino acids. The record is from RefSeq and is a predicted model, not a curated record. Gene Ontology annotation, molecular function: hydrolase activity; carboxy-lyase activity.